Molecule: messenger RNA, 741 nt
Organism: Plasmodium yoelii
Lineage: Eukaryota; Apicomplexa; Aconoidasida; Haemosporida; Plasmodiidae
Product: fam-b protein
Exons: 2
Coding region: 1-741 (246 amino acids)
Source: RefSeq, a predicted model, not a curated record
AUGAGAGUCAAUAUUUUAAAAUACGUUCUUUUUUCAAUUGUUAUUUGUUCUUUUGAAUAUGCCAAAAAUGAACUAUACUUUGUAAAUGACAGAGGGAUGUACCUUGAAAGGAAUGUAACAAAUUUUAGAAAUAAUAGGAUAUUAGCAGAUGCAGAUAACCAAUUUGAUUUAAAUGAAUUUUAUCAAUCAAUUUUGAGUCUUGUAAAUCAAUUUAAUGAUUGUAAUGAUGAUAACAAAGAAAUAACAUCCAUUCGAAAUGUUAUAGAUUCACAUAUAAAGAAGCAUAAAGAAAGUAACAUAUCACUUAAUUUCAAAAAUUUAGAUAGCAAGACAAAAAAAAAAAUUAAUAAAUUUCGAACCGAAUUAGAAGAAGUAAAAAAAGAGCUUGAUAAUAAAAUGAAUUCUGAAUUAGAAAUGCAGUCGAUAUAUGAUGAACAAAUAGUAAACAAAGAUGAAAAUAGUUAUGUAUCAGAACAUCAAGACUUAGAAAAAUUGAAAAAUGAUAAAUAUAAUGAAGUUAUAUUAAGUAGAAGUUAUAAGAAAUUCAAAAUUACUCGAAAGAUGAAAAAAGAAGUAACCAAAUUCACCAUGGCAUGUUUGGGAUUUAUAGUAGUUGUUUUUUCAAUAUUAAUAGGGCCGGUGUAUUUAAUGGCACUAUUUAUACCGUCUGCGAUUCCUAUAUAUUUUUUCCUUUGGAGAGUUAAUAAAUAUUCCAAUAAAUUAAAAAAAAUAUUAAAAUGA